Callithrix jacchus (white-tufted-ear marmoset) is the source of this 1932-nucleotide messenger RNA. RefSeq names its product chromosome 1 C9orf43 homolog (gene C1H9orf43). Lineage: Eukaryota; Metazoa; Chordata; Mammalia; Primates; Cebidae. The record is from RefSeq and is a predicted model, not a curated record.
CGGCUGGGCGGGUACCCUUAGACCCGGAGGCGGGCUCUGGGCGGCCCGCUAGGUUAACCUACUCUCCACGCCGCAAGGGGCCGCGUUUUCCCCCUUGGUUUCGCAAUUCUAAGCGGUUUCGAAUCUGCUUUGCUCUUGCAGGACCUCAGCCCCGCGUGGUCAGAUUCUCCCAAUAUUUUUUUCUUUUCUGGAAUGAAACGGGUAGUCUUUUUCCACCUCUACCGAAGUUGAUGUUGGUUUCUAAUCUUUUCGCCCUUCACACCUGCGUAACAAUGGAUCUCACUCUGACCCUGGCUAGAGCGGCACGGUCUGGGCUCACUGCAGCCUAGACCUUCCGGGCGCAGGUGGUCCUCCCACCUCAGCCCCCAGGUAGCUGGUGCUACAAAGGACUAGAAUGCUGCAGGGUUGGCCUUUGUCCUAAACCAUUUCUAGGUAUGGACUUGCCAGAUGAGAGCCAGUGGGAUGAAACCACCUGUGGCUCAGCUGUCUGUCAGCAUCCACAAUGCUGGGCAACUAUCCGCCGUGUCGAGAGGGGCCAUCCUCGAAUCCUCAGCUCACCCUGCAGAACUCCCCAGGAUGCUGAAGAUAAACUCCCAGUGCUCACCGUGGUAAACAUCCCAGAUUCCUGCUUUGCACCUCGUCGUUUACCAGAAUGUACCUUUACUAAGACCCGUUCUUUAUUGUCUCAGAGUUCAAAAUUUGACUCCAAAUUUCAAGGCAGGCCUCCGAGGGGUUUACCUGACAAAAGUUUGAUCAACUGUGCUAAUAGACUUCCCAAACUGCCAGUGUUGAAUUUGAAUGAGACGCAACUUCCCUGCCUUGAAAGAAAUAUGGUUGUACUGUGGAUCCCAGAAGAAACAGAGAUACAUGUGAGCCAGUAUGGGAAGAAGAAAAAGAACUUGGCAGUGAGUUGGGACCUUGAGAGAAAGCAUGGCGGCCCUCAUCAUUCAGAGGAGAAAAGCAAGUCAUUUCUGGGUCUUUCUGAAAAUCAGUCCACAGAAACACGAAUAGGAACUCCAGAGAUGAUCGUGCCUCCCCCAACCCCAGUGCAAUUGUCUGAAAAAUUCAGAUCAGAUUUCCUACCUCUCUGGGCCCAAUCUGAAGCAAUACCUCAGGAUCUGCUGAAGGAACUUUUCCCAGGUGGAAAGCAAACCAUGCCCUGUAGGGAGAUGAAGAUACAGUUGGCCAUGAUGAGAAAGAAUCUUUCCUUGAAAGUGAACCGACCUGACAGUGCAAUUUCUUCUAAGAUGUUUCUAUCUAUACAUCGCCUCACCCUGGAAAGACCAGCACUGCGAUAUCCUGAACAUCUGAAGAAAUUACAUAACCUGAAGACAGAAGGUUACAGGAAACAGCAGCAGUGGCAGCAGCAGCAGCAGCAACAGAGGAGGGUGAAAACACCUACUAAUAAACAGGAGGUGAAAGUGAAAGCCAAGGGUGAUCCAGGGAGCCAAAGCACAUCACAUAAAUAUCCAGUUACCACUGUUCAUGACAGUCUCUAUGGUCCUGAAUUGUAUGAAACAGAACCGACUAACAAGGACAUUAGUGCUCUGGUGGAAGCUGUGCCAGAAGCUCAGGCUGUCAGCCAAAAGAAAGUCUCCUUGAGCUUUUCAGAAAGUAUGGCUAGAACAAGCUGGAACCCUGAGCUCAAACUACUGAGGAUUCUUCAGGACACUGAUGAUGAGGAUGAGGAGAGCCAAUCCUCUGAGACAGAGUGAGAAGCCUCUGGAGAAGUAGACUGAAGGCAUCCCCCAGGGCAGCUGUGUUCCAGAGUGGGAUGGCUGGUAUCCUGAGGACAGCAGCGUUUCACAUAAGGGCAAGAGGAGAGAGGACUUCUGCUCUCUGGAGUCUUUACCAUGGCUUGAGCUCUGAGCUUAGGGAUUCAGUUUUCUUUGUUCACCUCUACUUGCCUCUAAAAUAAAUGUAGGAGAAAAA